Messenger RNA from Pisolithus orientalis, 1467 nucleotides. RefSeq lists its product as uncharacterized. Lineage: Eukaryota; Fungi; Basidiomycota; Agaricomycetes; Boletales; Pisolithaceae. The record is from RefSeq and is a predicted model, not a curated record. The transcript has 6 exons. The coding region runs from base 219 to 1328 and encodes 369 amino acids.
GACAUGGAAUUCCGGGUUUUCCCUGAACAGUGUCGUGUCUAUGAAGCAAUAGUAGCUUGCCGCGUUGCAUGAUCAGUACUACGGCAUGCAGGCCUCCUGAUUCAAGCUUAUUGACACAUGGACACCCGUGAUUGGGAAUUGCUGGCCUAAAGGCAAGGGACAGAACCGAUGUGUAGGUUAACUUCGGCUCCCUGGUUUUUCAUCCUUCGAGUGGUAUCAUGAUUUCUAACCAGCGCCUGUCCGCGAUGACGACGAAGGUUCGUCUGCGGCAGAUUAUAUCUUACGUGCGGCUCCCAUACAGCGUUCCCACAUCACUGCGUUGGCUCUCCCUUGCUUCCCCCUCUGGUCCUGCGAGUUGUUCUCUCCUCAUCAAACACUAUUCUACCUCCUUCCAUACUUCGGCAACUCUCUCAAGUUCCAGGGUCCGGAAAGCCCAGCUGGGACCAGACAUCGUUCUGAACGAGGACUUCGCUCUUCCAGUUAAUGCUGAUCUUUAUGCGCCAUUACCAGAAGAGCUAGAAUUUCUUAAAGCUACGACCGGCAUCGAGGACGAAGAAGCGUUGAAAGCGCACGUCCUGACGGUGCAGCAGCAGGCGUACAAGGUGGCACCAUAUCCUUGCAUCUACACUUAUUGUUUCGUCAAAACCCCAUCGACAAUGCAAUCCGUUUACCAAGACAUCCUCAAGAUUGGUCGCGAAUGCGAGAAUGCAGUACUCUUAGACGUAGGAAGUGGUAUGGGGCCUGACUGUAGGAAAUUCGCAUUGGAUGGAUUUCCAGCAAAGAACAUAGUUGCAACAGAUCUCGUCGAAGAAUUUCUCGAUCUUGGCCAUGUCCUAUUCAAGACUACCAAGGAAACAUUCCCCGCAAAUUUCGUAGCAGGAGAUGCGUUUAAUCCUGCCUUUCUCUCGAUCGCGCAACCAGCUCGAGGGGCGGUGCAAACGCCCCGGCCAGACCUAACAACGUUGACAUCACUCAAUCCACUCCAUGGACACUGUUCAGUUAUCAAUGCAACUGGCUUCUUCCACCUAUUCAAUGAAGAGCAACAGGUACACUUGGCUCGCGCUGUUGCGGGCUUACUGUCUCCCGAACCUGGUUCCCUUAUUUGUGGCUUAGACUUUGCGGCGAAAGAAAAAGGAUUGGUUGAAUUUGACAUCGACGGAAUCAAAAAGUACCGUCUUUUGUCCCAUUCCCCAGAAAGUUGGAUGAAAUUGUGGUACGAAAACGUCUUCUCUGAGAGGGGAGAGGUGGAGGUUCAAGCAAAUUAUACGGAAAUAGAGGUCCUGGGGAAACCAAUUCCGUGUUUGCUUUGGUACGUCAGGAGGCUCUAGACAGAAUAUCCAGGAUAUGUACAAUAGUACCCUAGUUCCUGAGGAACGUGACCACCUUGGCAGUCUGGAAAUUUAUUGAUCUCCCUGUCACAAGCCAAGGCCGAACACUGCUAGCGCUGCGGUGAGGAGUGUCCGUGUG